AUGGUUUACAAUCGGCUCUGCUUUGGCCAUGCCUCUAAUGCUUUCUUCGGCUUCAGCUACCAUCCGCGGAUUCGCGCGAAGUCACUUCUUGCUACGCUCUACUCCGAGUCAACCCCUCAACUUAAUUCCUUCAUCCAGUGCGCGAAGUUACUUCUUGCUACGUUCAUCCCGUCCAUCUUAAUAUUACCAGCUCUGAUCCAAGUCAUGACCAUCAAGAUCUAUGGCAACCUAACUAUGUCAGGAAACUCUUCCAUCACCACUACUCGAUGUAGCCAAAGUCGCCCAUCAAGAGCUCAAACUGUCGCUCGAGCAAGAAGGAGCACCUCUCCUCCGCAUAUCCAACCGGUGGUAGAAGAUGUAGCAAUUGAAGAUCUAGCUCCCGAGAAUGUGCCCAUUUUAGAUCACGCUGUCGGAAAUCACGCCGUAGAAAAUCACGCUAUUGAUCAUCACGCCAUAGAAAAUCACGCCAUUGAACAGCACGCCGUAGAAAAUCACGCUAUUGAACAUCACGCCGUAGAAAAUCACGCUAAUGAACAUCACGCCGUAGAACCUGUUGCGGUAGAUGCUCUACGUCAACGACGCGGGCAGUUGGCACUGUUAGGUCAAGGACCAAGAAGAAAUGCUCCCCUUCCCCGGCGUCGUUCGUCAAGAAUCGCUCGUCGGGCCAAUCUCAGCAACGCGCUGUUGCACCCGCGAAGACGACGUCCACUUCCGUCCGCCCAUGAAGAUCAUGACUUCUGGGCCAAGAUCUGGACCUUACCCACCAAUCUUCUCCGGUAUCUCUCACCUGGAUGGCACCCACUUUGGACCACUCGAGGUCUUUUUCGCCAAAUCAUCUGGCACUUCAAGCCAAACCAACGCAUCCCGUGUAGAACGCUCAAAGUAGAUUUGAUAGAACUCUUUGAAGUUCAUGUGGCCCAACAGUAUGGCGCUUACUAUGGAAUCUAG
Messenger RNA from Melampsora larici-populina 98AG31, 948 nucleotides. RefSeq lists its product as uncharacterized. The transcript has 4 exons. The record is from RefSeq and is a predicted model, not a curated record. NCBI's taxonomy places the organism in Eukaryota, Fungi, Basidiomycota, Pucciniomycetes, Pucciniales, Melampsoraceae. Bases 1 to 948 code for a protein of 315 amino acids.